Mandrillus leucophaeus (drill) is the source of this 2593-nucleotide messenger RNA. RefSeq names its product nucleolar protein 11 (gene NOL11). Gene Ontology annotation, biological process: maturation of SSU-rRNA. Gene Ontology annotation, molecular function: protein binding; RNA binding. The record is from RefSeq and is a predicted model, not a curated record. The transcript is spliced from 18 exons. Bases 131 to 2251 code for a protein of 706 amino acids. Gene Ontology annotation, cellular component: nucleolus; nucleus. Lineage: Eukaryota; Metazoa; Chordata; Mammalia; Primates; Cercopithecidae.
CAGGGGUCGCAGGCUGCGAGAGCAGGUUCCUGGUUUGGCAAACACUCUCCCUCUCAGGCCUGUUCAUUCUCGCGAGAGAAAGCGCGAGGCCUGCCGGGAGGGAGCGCGGCCGUACUUAGGUUUGCUCAAAAUGGCAGCGCUGGAGGAAGAAUUCACGUUGUCUUCGGUAGUCCUGAGCGCCGGGCCUGAAGGACUCCUAGGCGUGGAGCAGAGCGACAAAACGGACCAGUUUCUAGUGACAGACAGCGGCAGGACAGUCAUCCUCUAUAAGGUUUCUGAUCAGAAACCCUUGGGGAGCUGGUCAGUGAAACAAGGUCAAGUUAUAACAUGUCCAGCUGUGUGCAACUUUCAAACUAGAGAGUAUAUUGUUGUACACGAUAAUAAGGUUUUAAGAAUAUGGAAUAAUGAAGAUGUAAACCUGGAUAAAGUAUUUAAAGCUACAUUGUCAGCUGAAGUAUAUAGGAUACUUUCAGUGCAAGGGACAGAACCCUUGGUGCUCUUCAAGGAAGGUGCUGUUCGUGGUUUAGAGGCCUUGCUUGCAGACCCCCAGCAGAAAAUUGAAACUGUUAUCUCUGAUGAAGAAGUGAUCAAAUGGACAAAAUUUUUCAUAGUAUUCAGGCAUCCUGUUUUAAUUUUUAUUACUGAAAAACAUGGAAAUUACUUUGCUUACGUGCAAAUGUUUAACUCACGUAUCUUAACCAAAUAUACACUCUUACUUGGACAAGAUGAAAACUCUGUUAUAGAGAGUUUUACUGCAUCUGUAGAUCGGAAAUUCAUCUCUUUGAUGUCAUUAAGCUCUGAUGGUUGUAUAUAUGAAACCUUGAUACCAAUACGUCCAACUGACCCAGAAAAAAAUCAGACCUUAGUUAGAUCACUGCUGCUCAAGGCUGUUGUAUCUGGUAACACUCGAAACGGAGUUGCACUCACUGCCCUGGAUCAGGAUCACGUUGCAGUCCUAGGAAGUCCACAAGCAGCUUCUAAGGUUGCUUACUUUGCCUUGUUUUUAAUACUGAGAGCUUAUACACUCUGGUAUUAUGGAGAAAAUUUGUUUAUGCUACAUGGAAAAUCUCUGACUGUGAUUCCAUACAAGUGUGAAGUGUCAUCAUUAGCAAGUGCUCUUGGAAAACUCAAACAUGGUCAAGAUCCAGGAACUCAUGUCAUGCCCCGUUUUGUAAACUGGGAAACACCUCAAGGAUGUGGACUUGGAUUCCAAAACUCAGAGCAGUCAAGAAGAAUUUUAAGGAGACGAAAAAUUGAAGUGAGUUUACAGCCAGAGGUUCCACCAUCCAAACAACUUUUGUCAACCAUAAUGGAAGAUUCAGAAAAACACAUUGAAGUAGAAGUACGGAAAUUUUUGGCUCUGAAGCAGACACCUGACUUUCAUACUGUCAUUGGGGACACAGUAACAGGACUUCUGGAAAGGUGUAAAGCAGAACCGUCAUUUUAUCCCCGGAACUGUCUGAUGCAGCUUAUCCAAACGCAUGUGCUUUCUUACAGUUUGUGCCCCGACUUAAUGGAGAUUGCCUUAAUAAAGAAAGAUGUACAGUUGUUACAACUCUGUCUACAACAGUUCCCUGACAUUCCUGAAUCAGUCACCUGUGCUUGCUUAAAAAUUUUCUUGAGCAUUGGUGAUGACAGUCUUCAAGAAACAGAUGUCAGUAUGGAGUCAGUUUUUGACUAUAGUAAUUCUGUGCAUGAUGAGAAAAUGGAAGAGCAAACUGAAAUUCUCCAAAAUGGCUUCAAUCCUGAAGAAGAUAAAUGCAGUAACUGUGAUCAAGAGUUAAAUAAAAAGCCUCAGGACGAAACAAAGGAGAGCACUUCAUGCCCUGUAGUACCAAAAAGAGCAGCUCUACUUAAUGCAAUUCUUCAUUCAGCAUAUAGCGAAACAUUUCUUCUGCCUCAUUUGAAAGACAUCCCAGCACAGCAUAUCACACUGUUUCUCAAGUAUUUGUAUUUCCUGUAUCUGAAGUGUAGCGAAAAUGCUACUAUGACUCUUCCUGGAAUACACCCACCUACCUUGAACCAGAUUAUGGAUUGGAUAUGUCUACUUCUGGAUGCAAAUUUUACUGUUGUUGUAAUGAUGCCAGAAGCAAAGAGGCUACUGAUAAAUCUUUACAAGCUUGUAAAAUCUCAGAUAUCUGUUUAUUCCGAGCUCAACAAGAUUGAAGUAAGUUUUCGGGAGCUACAGAAAUUAAAUCAAGAAAAGAAUAAUAGAGGAUUAUAUUCAAUUGAAGUGCUGGAGCUCUUCUGAUAUUACCAACUCUCCUUCAUAGACAUUUUAUAAAGCUCUUUUAUGUGAACUCUUGCUUCAUCCAGGCAAGAACGGUGUUUUGUUUGCGACUAUCUCGGUGUCAGGAGAAACGUGUCAGUGAGUACCUGGACCAUCACUUACUGAUGCUCCGGGGUAGGACUACAGGUUUCACACGAACCUAUUCUAGGUUGUGGACAUUGGUGCGGAGAGGUUCUGCAAUUUUUUAAAAAUAUGUAACUGGGUUGAUUUUAAGUAAAAUUAUUUGUGUAUUGAUAAAAGUCUAAUUUCUUAUGUGUUUUGAAUUGUUUUUCUUUUAAUAAAAAACAACCAUUGAAGCAGUGA